Messenger RNA from Charadrius vociferus (killdeer), 883 nucleotides. Its product is annotated as cysteine sulfinic acid decarboxylase-like. Lineage: Eukaryota; Metazoa; Chordata; Aves; Charadriiformes; Charadriidae. The record is from RefSeq and is a predicted model, not a curated record. Gene Ontology annotation, molecular function: sulfinoalanine decarboxylase activity; pyridoxal phosphate binding. Gene Ontology annotation, cellular component: cytoplasm. Gene Ontology annotation, biological process: carboxylic acid metabolic process.
AUGGCGGAGAGCAACGGGCUGGAGCGUCCUGGUGUGGAUAAAGAAGCCGGGGAGGAAUUCCUAAAGGAAGCCCUCCAGAUCCUCCUGGAUGAGGCCGUACGGAAGGGGACGGAUGUCACCGAAAAGGUCUGUGAGUGGAAGGAGCCGGAGGAGCUGCGGGAGCUGCUGGACCUGGAGCUGCCGAGCCGCGGGGAACGGGCGGAGAAAGGGUUGGAGCGUUUUUGCCUGUCGGUGAUCCGGCACAGCGUCCGCACCGGUCACCCUCGCUUCUUCAACCAGCUCUUCUCCGGCCUCGACCACCACGCGCUGGUGGGACGCUUGAUCACCGAGGCCCUCAACACCAGCCAAUACACCUACGAGAUCGCCCCGGUUUUCGUGCUGAUGGAGGAGGUGGUGUUGGCCAAGCUGCGGGAGCUGGUGGGCUGGAGCAGCGGCGACGGCAUCUUCUCCCCAGGAGGCUCCAUCUCCAACAUGUACGCCAUGAACGUGGCCCGGUUCCACCGCUUCCCGGAAAGCCGACAGAAGGGCAACUGGGCUCUGCCGCGCUUGGCCCUCUUCACCUCCCAGGAGAGCCACUACUCCAUCCAGAAAGGAGCCGCCUUCCUGGGCAUCGGCACCGACAACGUCCGUCUGGUGGCCUGGGGCGGCAGCGCCCUCCCCUCCGGCAAACACCGGCCCCUCCUCGCCGGCAUCGAGAGGGCCGACUCGGUGGCCUGGAACCCCCACAAGAUGUUGGCGGUGGGUUUGCAGUGUUCGGCUUUCCUCCUCCGCGACGCCUCCGGUCUCCUCCAGCGCUGCCACGGCGCCGGUGCCGCUUACCUUUUCCAACCCGAUAAAUUUUACGACGUCGCCUACGACACGGGGGACAAAACCCCGCAGUGCG